Messenger RNA from Boleophthalmus pectinirostris (great blue-spotted mudskipper), 1899 nucleotides. Its product is annotated as pneumococcal serine-rich repeat protein-like. The record is from RefSeq and is a predicted model, not a curated record. NCBI's taxonomy places the organism in Eukaryota, Metazoa, Chordata, Actinopteri, Gobiiformes, Gobiidae. The coding region runs from base 1 to 1899 and encodes 632 amino acids. The transcript is spliced from 2 exons.
AUGAGGACCCCAGGAAGAGUAUGUGGACCUCAGGAAGAGUUUGUGGACCCCAGGAAGAGUGUGUGGACCCCAGGAAGAGUAUGUGGACCCCAGGAAAAGUAUGUGGACCCCAGGAAGAGUAUGAGGACCCCAGGAAGAGUAUGUGGACCUCAGGAAGAGUGUGUGGACCUCAGGAAGAGUGUGUGGACCCCAGGAAGAGUGUGUGGACCCCAGGAAGAGUGUGUGGACCCCAGGAAGAGUGUGUGGACCCCAGGAAGAGUGUGUGGACCCCAGGAAGAGUGUGUGGACCCCAGGAAGAGUGUGUGGACCCCAGGAAGAGUAUGUGGACCCCAGGAAGAUAAUACUUACAACUGUAAUGCCUCUACCUCUACUUCUACCCCUGCUUCUACUUCUGCCUCUACCUCUGCCCCUGCCUCUACUCUUGCCCCUGCCUCUACCUCUACUUCUGUCUCUACUUCUACUCCUGCCCCUGCCUCUACUUCUACCCCUACUUCUGCCUCUACCUCUACUAUUGCCCAUGCCUCUACCACUACUUCUGUCUCUACUUCUACUCCUGCCCCUGCCUCUACCUCUACUUCUGUCUCUACUUCUACUCCUGCCCCUGCCUCUACGUCUACCCCUACUUCUGCCUCUACCCCUGCUUCUACCCCUACUUCUGCCUCUACCUCUAAUUCUACCCCUGCUUUUACCUCAACUUCUGCCUCUACCUCUACUACUGCCCCGGCCUCUACCACUACUUCUGUCUCUACUUCUACUCCUGCCCCUGUCUUUACCUCUACUUUUGCCCCUGCCUCUACUUCUACCCCUACUUCUGCCUCUACCUCUACUACUGCCCCUACCUCUACCUCUACUACUGUCCCUACCUCUACCUCUACUUCUGUCUCUGCUUCUACUUCUGCCCCUGCCUCUACUUCUGCCCCUGCCCUUUCUACUUCUGCCCCUGCCUCUACUUCUAAUUCUACCCCUGCUUCUACCUCUACUUCUGCCUCUACUAUUGCCUGUGCCUCUACCACUACUUCUGUCUCUACUUCUACUCCUGCCCCUGUCUUUACCUCUACUUCUGCCCCUGUCUCUACCUCUACUUCUGUCUCUACUUCUACUUCUGCCCCUGCCUCUACCUCUACUUCUGCCCCUCCCUCUACCUCUACUCCUGCCCCUGUCUCUACCUCUACUUCUGUCUCUACUUCUACUUCUGCCCCUGCCUCUACUUCUACCCCUACUUCUGCCUCUACCUCUACUACUGCCCCUACCUCUACCUCUACCUCUACUUCUGUCUCUACCUCUACUUCUGCCCCUGUCUCUACCUCUACUUCUGUCUCUACUUCUACUCCUGCCCCUGCUUCUACUUCUACCCCUACUUCUGCCUCUACCCCUGCUUCUACCCCUACUUCUGCCCCUGCCUCUACCUCUACUUCUGCCCCUCCCUCUACCUCUACUUCUGCCCCUGCCUCUACCUCUACGUCUGUCUCUACUUCUACUCCUGCCCCUGCCUCUACUUCUACCCCUACUUCUGCCUCUACCUCUACUUCUACCUCUACCCCUGCUUCUACCCCUACUUCUGCCUCUACUUCUACUCCUGCCCCUGCCUCUACUUCUAUCCCUACUUCUGCCUCUACCCCUACUUCUGCCCCUGCCUCUACUUCUACUUCUGCCUCUACCUCUACUUCUGCCCCUGCCUCUACUUAUACCCCCACUUCUGUUUCUACCCCUGUUUCUACUCCUACUUCUGCCUCUACCUCUACUUCUGCCUCUACUUCUACUUCUGCCUCUGUCUCUACCUCUACCCUUGCUUUUACCCCUGCCCCUGGUUCUGCGCCUGCCUCCACCCCUGCCCCUGCCCCUGCCCGUGCCCCUGCCUGUGCCCAGGGACUAAACAAGAGGAACCUCCGUGAAAUAUAG